Stegastes partitus (bicolor damselfish) is the source of this 3958-nucleotide messenger RNA. Its product is annotated as solute carrier family 25 member 38-B-like. Bases 472 to 1332 code for a protein of 286 amino acids. Gene Ontology annotation, cellular component: mitochondrion; mitochondrial inner membrane. Lineage: Eukaryota; Metazoa; Chordata; Actinopteri; Pomacentridae. The transcript has 8 exons. Gene Ontology annotation, biological process: glycine import into mitochondrion. The record is from RefSeq and is a predicted model, not a curated record. Gene Ontology annotation, molecular function: glycine transmembrane transporter activity.
CAGAUGCUAACAAUCGCAGCAGCCCGGCAAAUAGCACCACGUUAGCCAGAUACUUCUUACUGCAGUUUAAAAUUCUCAUUGAAAGAAGAAAAGACAACAUUUUUGGACACAAUUCACGCCGGAACACGUUUGCGUUAACGACGUGUUAUUUUAGUUGAGCGGCAACUUAAAGUUAAGUAACUUAGUGAAGUGAGCUAGCUAACGUUAGCUAACUAGCCUCGCCAGAAAGUUCUGUGUUGCUGGAAGUUUCAAGGUUUAGUGACGAUAGCAUGUUAGGAAACGUUCAUAGACAGUUACAGUAGAUACAGAACAUGGGGUUUGUGAAGCUAGCAGGAGCGACCAUCACCUCCGCCGGUCCCUAACACACUUCAACAUCAGUAUCGUUGGCUGAACCGAACCGGCUUCAAAACGGCAACAGCAACAGCAGCAGGGGAGAAACUGGACCGGUCCGGCUCAGCAUCCAGCUCAAAGAUGGAGUUAGCAGCGGCUCACCCAGCUCUCAAAGCCUUUAUGUGCGGCUCUCUCAGCGGCACCUGCUCGACGCUGCUCUUCCAGCCUUUGGAUCUGGUCAAGACACGACUGCAGACGCUGCAGAACAGUGCCAAGCCAGGUGCACCCAGGGUGGGGAUGUUCACCGUUUUCAUCAACGUUGUCAGGACAGAGAAGUUCUUCAGUCUAUGGAAGGGAGUUUCACCAUCAUUUGUGCGCUGCAUCCCUGGGGUCGGUAUCUACUUCAGCACCUUCUACUCCCUGAAGCAGCACUUCUUCCUGGACCGGGCGCCCAACGCUGGGGAGGCUGUUCUGCUCGGAGCAGGUGCCAGAGCUGUGGCUGGAGUCUGCAUGCUACCGUUCACAGUCAUCAAGACGCGUUUCGAGAGUGGCUGCUACAACUAUGUGAGUGUGGCCGGGGCUCUGAGGAGCGUGUACGAGACGGAGGGAGUCCGGGCUCUGUUCUCAGGACUGACUGCGACGCUGCUCCGAGACGCUCCGUUCUCCGGUAUCUACGUCAUGUUUUAUAGCCAGGCCAAGAAAUCCCUGCCUCAAGAAGUAGCUUCAGCUGCCUAUGCCCCGCUGGUGAACUUCAGCUGUGGAGUGGUGGCAGGCGUCUUGGCAUCGCUGGCCACGCAGCCUGCAGAUGUGGUAAAAACCCACAUUCAAAUCAGCCCGUCCCACUGGAGCACGACGGAUGCUAUUCGCUACAUCUACAUGGAGCACGGCAUGCGCGGGUUUUUUCGUGGGGCCGUUCCCAGGUCUCUUCGCCGCACUCUGAUGGCUGCUAUGGCUUGGACUGUUUAUGAACAGUUGAUGGCUCGAAUGGGCCUCAAAUCCUGAAGAACAAACCUUGUGGAGCUACAAAGAAAUGAGAGGCAAUAUGAUGGGAUUAAGAUUUAUUUUUUCACUGAGAGCGUCUCGCAAGAAGAAACUGGAGCAGAGGAGCUUAUAGAGACAAUGAAGCAGCGCUACCAAGAUUCUGAACAGAGAAACCAGGUGGAUAAAUGUCUGAAAGAAGAGUGAGAAUGCUGUGUGUGAGUGGGUGCGUGUGGGUUUACUUUCUUUUUUUGUUAUUUAAAUGUGAAAUGUGAAAAUCUGCCUGUUUGUGUCUGUCAGUGUAAGUCUGAGAUGGUGAUGUUACACCUAACACACUCUUAGGUCAGUCUUGGACUGUAGUGACACUCCCUGCUGUGAGGUGAACUUUCUUCCUCUUACUAUUUAUGUUCAGACAGAACAAGGUAUCGCUACCAGGGCCAGUCACUCUACUGGGCAGCACAGUUGCCUUUGACAAGCAAACAGGAUACAUCAGCUGAGGUAACCAAAAACAAAGCACUGCGCAGAGGGACAGAGGAGCUGGUGAGACUUGCAUAAGAUUGAGCAAUGUUUGUUACUUGCUGACUGAUGUGAACUGAAAAGCAGAGAAGUUAUAUUAGUUUCAGGCUCAGACAAUCUCAAGCACUCUUACAGCUGCAUUAUGGGAAAGAAAAUCUAGGCUAACUCCAAUAAUCACAAUAAAGCCUUUGUUGUCGCACUGCUCAAAACUAUGCUAACUUACACUUUAUAUACAACUGUGGUGCAGUUUGACUCAGCGUAGUGAAACCACAUGUGCUUUUUUUUCAAUGAUCGUCACCUCUGGAAUAUAUUCAGACCUCUGAUGGCAACUUGCAGAGAUCAGGAUUUUGUGGAUUUUUAUAAAUUUUGUGAGUUUACUGCUUUCUUAUUUGAAAGGUUUGACAUUGUGAGGUACCCUGUGGAGUUUUUGACUGCUAGCAGCGCUGUGGAUUCUUAUGAAUGGGUCCCAGUUUUGUUUGUUUUGUGCUCACAGGAGCAGCAUGAUACAGAGUGACCUGCUGCCAGGUUCACACUUUUCUGCGCAUUAAUCGUUGGUAGCAGUAACCUGCAAAGAUGCAAUUUAAAGUCUCUCUGUGGUUAAUUAAAUUUAAAAAUCUCAUCUCCAUUCCAUUAAAAUAAUACCUUCAUGCCUUAAAAUGGCUUAGACAUAACUUUAUACCAGUAUUUCCUCGAGAAUCUGCAAAUCUGUAAAGUCUCACCUCUUCCCACUUGAAGCACACCAGCUCGCUCACGGCUCUGCUUGAACACCGUAAAACCACUUUAUGCUUGUAAUGUUGGAUUAUUUCAGCCAUACAUAUACAAACUGGGCACUGAAUCUGUCUGAAAGCAGAUGUAUGAAAGUGGCGUCAGUACAGCUUCAAAGCAGAAAUGCUCAGCCUUUGCAUUGACUGUUUUUUUUGCUCAUAUAUCUUCUAGCAUAUAAAAUAAGGACAUAUUAAGGUAAAAAAAAAAACAACAACUUGUUUUUUACCGGAGAGGGUCUUAAAAUUAUACAGAAAUCCACUUUGCUUGAUUUAUGAGGAGGAAGUUGAUUUUGUGUGUUUACAAGAAAACUCCAAAGGGCACCUUCAACAGCAAUGCACUUUGCAUUUUUUCCUAAGUUAAAAAAAAGCACUUUCAUAAGUUGACGUUUUUUCUACAAUUGAAUUAAAUAUUUUGACGACAGGGUGACAUUGAAAUCUUUCACGUAUUCCUUAUUUUGUUACCUCCUGUUGUAAAACAGAAUUUCCAGAAUAAUACAUGUGCAAGUGAAGCAUUGCUGAAUCGUUGUGCUCAUCAAGGUUGUACAGAGUCCAUAUCAGUGCUGGAGCUGUGGAGCUUGUCAUUUUUUCUUUUUGCCUUUUUCUGGCUCUGUAAAUAAUGUACUUAUUACAGAAGUAUUGGCUGUUACAAAAAAAAAGGCCUUUUUUUCUGUUGUUUGUAGAGUGUAUCUGUCUCCAUAGACAUUAUUUAUUAUUGUUGAUACAAAAAAAGAGGUCAUAUAUUAAAAAUAAUUAAUAUGUAUAAGUGUUUGUAGAGAAAAUGCCAAAGGUAAGAUCUCAUCAGAGGAGGAGAUUGAUCAAAAUGGAUCCAAGUGUAAAGUCUUGACAGAAGGGACACCGAUGCCCAGUGUGAUCUGUGACAGGAUGGAAAGUUUGGCAGAAUUAAGCAUAACGGAAACAUUUGAAAUCAGAAUGCCAGAUUUACCGAACAAGUGUUUUUCUGCAAGCUUCGUUUGAGAUAAAAAUGACAGAGUUUAGAGAGAUAAAAACAGUUUAAUGACUGUGAAGGCUACAGAACAGGAUGAGGUGUCUUUCUGAGUGAAGGCAGAUGUAAGACGAAGCUUUUAUGUUUUUUUAACAGGCCUGGUGAGAGUAAGUGGAGCGUUAAUUUCUAAAAGCCUCAGUGUUUGCUGUGUAACUCAAACUGUGUAUCUAACAACACCCUACAUGUGCCACAAUUCACACCACGUAGUUUUACCUCGUCGGUUAUCUUCCCCAUCUUACCACUUCUGUCGUAUUGCAUAUGGUCAUUGUUGGUGUAGAGACUUGGUCUGUGCGUGUGUUUGCUCAGACAGAUGCUGUGCCUGCCUGGUUUUUAAGGUCAAUAAAUUUUCCUCUUUUUAUUUUCAAAA